UAGAAGCUAGAUUCCCUACAUUUCCUACGAUGCAGCUCCUGAUCGGCAAGAAGCCGGGAGACGAGGAGCUCAAGUGCUUCCUUGCGCUGUCUCUCACCGGCACUGAAUUCACUAUUGGCGCCGCGGACAAGAAAUACUCGAGCUGUGGCCCGCAAUUGGCCGUCAAGCCCGACACUGAGUUGCUCUUCUCGGCCAACGCCGUGUGCCGCUUCGUGGCCGCCAACGCUGGCCAGCUGCAGAGCGACGAUCUGGCCGUAGACGAGUGGAUUGAGUGGGAGGCCAACACAUUGUCCCCGUGGCUGCGUGUGGCCAAGGCCGCUAGCAACAAAAACGGUGAGCUCGCUGGCCAACUGGCCGCUAUGCUCGAGGCCAAGGAGGAGGCGCGGCCCAAGAACAGCGGCGACCUGCAGUUUCUUUUUGGCUCGGAACUUUCGUUGGCUGACGUUGUGGCUGGCGUCACGCUGCGUGCUGCCUUCAAGGUUGUCAAGGAGGAGAAGGACGAGGCUGCCGUGCUCCAGGUUUUCCGCAAAUACGUUGCCCAGCUCUUUGCCCAUGAGGACGUGAUUAAGGGUGUGGCCAGCAUGAAGAACGCCGGCAAGGCUGCUAAGAAGGGCAAGGGUGCCCCCGGCGCAGCCUCCGAUGCACCGGCCGCUGCCGUACAGGACGUCAAGCGCUCCACGUUCAAGCUGGACGAGAAGCUCGAACAAGGCCUGACGUACCACAACAUCCUGGAAGUGGUCGAGUCUCUUUUCGACGCUGCCAUCAAGGCUGCGUACCCUGGCCUGGAUGUCCCGCCUGUUGAGGUUACGCGUACCAACGUCAAGAACGCCAAGUUCGGCGACUACCAGUGCAACUCGGCCAUGUCUAUCUUCACAGCUCUUAAGGGCACGCCCAACGCGGCCCGCUCUCCUCGUGACGUGGCCAACACGAUCAUCGCGGCGAUGCCCGAGACGCGUGUGCUAGACCGCCUGACCGUCGCCGGCGCAGGCUUCAUCAACGCCUUCCUGACCAAGGAGUUCGUGGCCGCCCGGCUCCAGAACGUGCUGGCCAACGGCGUGCAGCCGGCCCCACAAAAGAAACAGACGAUCGUCGUCGACUUCUCCUCGCCUAACAUUGCCAAGGACAUGCACGUGGGCCACCUGCGCUCCACGAUCAUUGGUGACACCAUGUCCCGUAUCCUCGAGUUCCAGGGCUACGACGUCAAGCGUAUUAACCACGUCGGAGACUGGGGCACCCAGUUCGGUAUGUUAAUCUGCCAUCUUACAGAGACGUACCCGACUUGGGAGACGGAGAUGCCCAACGUGACGGACCUGACCAAGCUGUACAAGGCCGCAAAAGAGCGCUUCGACGCCGACGCGGACUUCCAUGAACGCUCCAAGGCACAAGUGGUGCUGCUGCAGUCCGGCGACGAAAACUCUCGUAAGGUAUGGGAGACGCUGUGCGAGAUCAGUCGCCGCGAGUUCCAGAAGGUGUACGACCGUCUGGGCGUGUCGCUUAAUGAAAUGGGCGAGUCGUUCUACAACCCGAUCAUCCCGGACGUGCUGGCCAAGCUGCGUGCCAAGGGCAUCGUGGAAAUGAGCAACGGCGCUGAAGUGGUGUUCACCAAGGCGUUCAAGCAACCGUUUAUGCUGGUGAAGAGCGACGGCUCGUACCUGUACGACACGACGGAUAUUGCUGCGCUGUGGUAUCGCCUGCACGAGAUGAAGGCCGACCGCAUUAUUUACUACACGGACUACACGCAGAAGGAUCACUUCAGUCUUCUGUUCGAGGUGGGUCGUAUGUCGGGCAUUUACGACCCGACCAAGCAGCGCGCGGACCACGUGGGCUUCGGCACGGUGAACGACGAGUCCGGUAAGCGCUUCAAGACGCGCUCGGGCAAAACUGUGCGUCUGGUGGAGCUGUUGGACGAGGCCAAGGUGCGCAUGAAGGCGCAGCUGGUGGAACGUAUCGAGGCCGGACAGACGUCACUGCCUAUGGACCAAGUGGACGCGGCGGCCGAGAAACUCGGCUACGGCGCCGUCAAGUACUUCGAUCUGCGUCAGAGCCCGACGUCCAACUACAUCUUCAGCUUCGACCGCAUGCUGUCCACCAAUGGUGACACGGCUGUGUAUCUCAUGUUUGCGUACGCCCGUCUGUCGUCGAUCAUCCGCAAGUCGGGCGUAGACAUGUCUGCUCUCGUGGCACAGCUGCAGAAGGAGGGCAACGUGCUCAAGCCCGAACACCCGACGGAACAGGCUCUGGCCAUCGAGUUGUUGCAGCUGCAAGACGUGAUCGUGUUCAUUAACAAGGAUCUGAGCUCCAACCGACUGUGCAGCUACCUGUACACGAUCUCGGAGAAGGUGCAGACGUUCGUCACUGCGUGUCGUGUACUGGGCAGCGAGGAGCAGAACAGCCGUCUGUUGCUAUGCGAUGCCACCCUCAAGGUCAUGAAGACGUGCUUCUCGCUGCUGGGCAUCGACCCGCUCGACCAGAUCUAA
Messenger RNA from Phytophthora infestans T30-4, 2477 nucleotides. Its product is annotated as arginyl-tRNA synthetase, putative. The transcript has a single exon. Gene Ontology annotation, molecular function: arginine-tRNA ligase activity; ATP binding. The coding region runs from base 30 to 2477 and encodes 815 amino acids. The record is from RefSeq and is a predicted model, not a curated record. Gene Ontology annotation, cellular component: cytoplasm. NCBI's taxonomy places the organism in Eukaryota, Oomycota, Peronosporomycetes, Peronosporales, Peronosporaceae. Gene Ontology annotation, biological process: arginyl-tRNA aminoacylation.